AUGCUACUACCUUUGUCACUCCUCCUUGGCCUCCUCCCUUGGAGUCCCAGUGCAUCAUGGGCCGCUAAAGUGAUCGUGGUCCCACCCAUCAUGUUUGAAUCACACCUCUACAUCUUCAAGACUCUGGCCACGGCUCUACACCAGGAGGGCCAUGAGACUCAUUUUCUAAUUUCAGAAGGUCGUGGCGUGCCCCCCUCCCCUUACUACCACUUACAGCGCUACCCAGGGAUCUUUAACAGCACGACAGCUGACAAUUUCCUCCAGUCUAAAGUCAGCAACAUCUUCUCAGGCCGCCUGACGUUUCUUGAACUGUUUGACAUUCUUGACCACUACUCCCAGAACUGUGAUGCUGUUGUUGGCAGUGUUGAAGUAAUGACCCGCCUGAAGGAGGCCAAGUUUGACCUGCUGCUGGUGGACCCUAAUGAGAUGUGUGGUUUUGUGAUCGCUCAUAUCCUGGGUGUGAAAUAUGCCGUGUUCAGCACAGGGCUGUGGUACCCUGCGGAGGCGGGCGCCCCAGCCCCGCUUUCAUAUGUUCCCGAAUUCAACUCAUUGCUGACAGACCGCAUGUCUCUGGUCCAGAGGAUCGCCAACACAGCUGUUUACCUGGUGCAGCGCUUUGGAGUCCGUUAUAUUGCAUUACCCAAGUAUGACCGGAUUAUGAAGAAACACGGAGUGAAGCCUCAAGUGGCCAUGUCUGACUUGGUGCAGGGCAGCCGGCUGUGGAUGCUGUGCACUGACAUGGCUCUGGAGUUCCCCAGGCCCACCCUGCCACAUGUGGUGUACAUAGGAGGCAUCCUUACCAAGCCCCCCAACCCACUACCACAGGAUUUUGAGGCCUGGGUGAAUGACACAGCGGAGCAUGGCUUUGUGGUUGUGUCGUUUGGAGCUGGGGUCAAGUACCUUUCCCAUGACAUUGCUCACAAACUUGCAGGAGCCCUCGCCAGGCUGCCCCAGCGUGUCGUCUGGAGAUUCUCUGGAGUUCCACCCAGUAACCUUGGCAACAACACCAAGCUUGUUGAUUGGAUGCCUCAGAAUGAUUUAUUAGGCCACGCCAACACAAGGGCCUUCCUGAGCCAUGGUGGCCUCAACAGCAUCUACGAGGCCAUGUAUCACGGGGUGCCGGUGGUAGGUGUGCCCCUCUUCGGAGACCACUAUGACACUAUGACUCGUGUGGCAGCCAAAGGUAUGGGUAUCAUGCUACACUGGAAGUACAUGACAGAGGAGGACCUAUACACAGCCCUGACCAGCGUCAUCAAAGACACCAGGUACCGCCAGCAAGCACACACUCUUUCCAACAUUCACAAAGACCAGCCAGGCCACCCUGUGACCAGGGCCGUCUACUGGAUCAGCUACAUCCUACGUCACCACGGUGCCGACCACCUGCGCUCCGCCGUGUACGAAGUGUCCCCCUACCAGUACUUCCUGCUGGAUGUGAUUUUCACUGUAGUGGCUGCCUUGGCUCUGACCGUCUUUGCUCUGCGACGGUUGGUACGAGUGCUGAGGGGGAAGGCCGGUGACCAGAGCAGUGGAGGUAGCGUCACCAUGGAUGAUGGUAACAUGGCCAAUGGACAUUGUCAUAGCGAGAGCAUAGCCAAUGGGAAACACAAACGCAAUGGCUCUUUGAAAAACGAGAAGAAGAUUAACUAAUGUUUUAAAUAGCCAAGAGGGACGAGGAAGAAGUUGCCCCAAGGACUCCGCUCUAGGUUUUGUUAAGUGGUUUUAUAAAAGCUUUGAGAGAAAGCGGUUAGGUCUGUGUCAAGAGGCAACUGCUACUCAGAGCGAGCAAGAGGCUGUAGGAGGAUACACAAUGCUUCGUGUGGGGACAGAACAAGGCAUCGGGUGCUCAAAAUCUGUGUUUGUGUGUGUGUGUGAGUGUAUGUGUAUGUGUGUAUUGAGGCGAAUUUAAAGAAAACUCUUAACAAAAGCAGCUACAGCAAUACAACAACAAAUUGGAAAGUCAUUGAGGAUGAAACACAGGAAAGACACAUUGGGAGCAAAUUGUUUCUUCAUGUGCGUCAUCUCUCCUGCAUGAUCUCUGUUGUCUUCCUGCCUUCUUUACCAAUGAAAGGAUGAUGAAGAGGGGAAAUCCUGAGCGCCAACCCCUCAUCCUCGGAACAAAGCAAGAAAAUAAACGGAUAACUUUUCAAAUAGUUAGGAUUUAAUGUUUUUAACUGCAAACUGCUUGUGUCUGGUAUAUUGUAAAUGGAGGACAAAUCUAUUUAUUUCUGUACAAAUGCAUUUUAAUGAUGACCAUUUUAACCUUAUCUUAUUUUUAAUUUAUUUCAUGUAUCAUGUGUGAUAGCAUUAUGGUAGAUGUACACUUCCUCUAAGCUAACACUGACACAACAUUGUGUGCGUCAUAUAGGUGAAACAAACAUAACACAGACAGACAGCCGCGGUGAUUAUAAUUCUGCACUUGUCUGUGCUUUCUCCAGUUGCAUUAUCCACAGUAUUCGUGGUGGUCUUGUUUUCAAACUAAUCAUGUUCAAUUUUUCCCAUUUCACAUGGUAGGGCCUGUGACUGCACUAUAUUUGUUCUGGUAGAGAAUAACAUACCUGGACUCUUGUUUGGCUUAUCAGUGUGCAAAGGGUGAUCAUGUUACCAUCAAAACGCAUAAUAACGAUGACUACCAAGGAUACUGUGGAUAGGCACAUACUGCACAUCCAGUCAGGUGAUCAGGGAUGAGUCAGAGCAUUAUUGAUUUAUGACUACUUGCUCCGUCAGUCCCAUAUCUUAAUUCUGCAUCCCUCAUCUAUUUAUUAAUUAGUAAGGAUUCAUCACUCGAUUGCUAUUUUUAGCGCUACUUUGUACAUCGUUCCUAUAUGAUUCAUUUGAAGGAUCAUUUCUAACAUGUUGCAAAAGCUAGUUAUAAAUUACACAGUUCAGGUAGAAAUCCAUCCAAUGCUUCUCUUCAGCAAAAUAUAGUCUGUUAGAUAUAGCUGUUGAGGUAUAAACUAGGUAGACUUAUGUAAUUAUACUAACUUUGAGUCUGAAUGAUUAACAUUCUGUAUGUGGCCUUUUAUAAUGCAAAUAUUUGUGUAUGCAGAAUGCUUGAAUACAUGUGUGCGUGUUGCUGUUUCAAUGCUUGUGUUUUAGAUCACUGUACAGCUUUAGACUGACGAUAUGGAUGAAACAAGGCACAUGAAGUAUGUUUUUGCCCACUGAGAGAUGUUAAAACAACUAUUGGCUUCUCUGCCGUUCUCUGAAGUCAUCAUACUGAGUACUGUGUAUGCCCAUGCAAUGGAUUCUGUUUUCAAUGUUUGAUUCAAUGUUUUCUUUCAAUAAGAGCGAAGUUGACUUCUGUAGCUUAUUUAUCAUCUUAUGUGUCAAUCCACUCCAAUUUAUUUUACUCUUGUUUCUUGGCCACUGUGUCAAUUUACUCUUAAUGCAGAUGGAGGAAAGGUGUAAUGAGGGUGAAAGAGUGACUUAGUUCCGACAACAAAGGUGAACCUUACUACUUCUACAAUGAAUAGUACCGUGUCAAAGUGACACUCAUCCCCGCAGCGAAAUUUCUUUUCUUGAACCUCCAUCGAGGAGAUCAAAGUAGAGGGCGAGCUGGAAGAGUAUCUUUGGAGUUUGUGGGGAUUCGGUAUCUUGCUAAUGGACAUUUCAGAAGGGCCUGUGCUCCUGGACAUGACAUAAACAUCUCAUGAACAUGAGACUUGCAGUUGGACGGACGGUUCAACAAACCACCAGGUCACACGUUAUGUAUUUUGAUUUAGUUUCAUUUCAAAAUGCAACCAAAAAUUCUAGCAAAGAGAUUGUUUACCAACUUACUAAAGCAUGGACAAUACAGCAAUGCGUUUAAAGGAAACAAAGGAAAAUCUAUCACUUAACCUGUCAACAAUUGUUGAGGACUUAACAUCCAACCAACAUGUAUGUUCACAAACCCUGUACCAUAAAUGAGAAAAGCUUCUUGAUUUUCCUUUUCUCUGUGAGCUACUAUGACACUUGCACAGCCCAACCCGGCCCUGCUGAAAACAGACUCUUAUACUUGAAUCAUCAUCAUUCUCAUCUUCAUCGACAACAAGUUCAGCUGUUGGGUUUGGUAGGUGGGCCUGCAGGUGCUACACAAGCUAUGAACAGGGUCUGGAGAGAAAACUUUAUUUUAAAUUAUUAUUAUUAUUAUUAUUAUUAUUAUUAUUAUUAUUAUUAUUAUUAUUAUUAUUAUUAUUAUUAUUAUUAUUAUUAUUAUUAUUAUUAUUAUUAUAUACAGUAUAAAUGUUCUUGUUAAAGGUCCACACAUUCCCAUUAUUUACUAGUCCUUUAUGUUUCUGUACUUACUCUGCAGUCUGACUUGUCUCUGUCUUGUGACAUUUGCAUUUCAUUAGCUUGAAUAUCUUUCUUUUUUCCUUCUUCAAUAGUGCACUUGUGUGUUCCAUUUGGUCUUACUUUUUGAUUUCCUGGUGUAUUCUGCUGUCAUUGUGUUAUUGUCUUCCUUCUCCCCCCUUAAAUAUGAGAUGUCUCCACUCAUUCGCUUUUUUUUUUUUUUUUAAAGUGCUCAAUUUCCCUGUCAUGUGUGUCCAUGUUGUAAAUAGAACAAUGUAAACAAAAUACUAAUGCUGAAUAAAAAUGACAUGUUUUGUUUGCAGA
This is a messenger RNA of Cottoperca gobio, 4593 nucleotides long. It is a transcript of the gene ugt8, whose product is annotated as UDP glycosyltransferase 8. Gene Ontology annotation, biological process: galactosylceramide biosynthetic process. The transcript is spliced from 5 exons. The record is from RefSeq and is a predicted model, not a curated record. The coding region runs from base 1 to 1647 and encodes 548 amino acids. NCBI's taxonomy places the organism in Eukaryota, Metazoa, Chordata, Actinopteri, Perciformes, Bovichtidae. Gene Ontology annotation, cellular component: endoplasmic reticulum. Gene Ontology annotation, molecular function: N-acylsphingosine galactosyltransferase activity.